Gopherus evgoodei (Goodes thornscrub tortoise) is the source of this 1541-nucleotide messenger RNA. RefSeq names its product D-beta-hydroxybutyrate dehydrogenase, mitochondrial-like. The record is from RefSeq and is a predicted model, not a curated record. Lineage: Eukaryota; Metazoa; Chordata; Testudines; Testudinidae. The coding region runs from base 1 to 972 and encodes 323 amino acids. The transcript has 4 exons.
AUGUGGGAAGCUCCCGCGCUGCUGCUGCUGCUGCUGCUGCUGGUGCCGCUGGCGCUGCUGGCCAGGCUCCCGCGGCAGGCAGCGCUGCAGCCCGCCGGCCGGGCGGUGCUCAUCACCGGCUGCGACAGCGGCUUCGGGCACCUGCUGGCGCUGCGCCUGCACCGCCUGGGCUUCACCGUCUUCGCCGGCUGCCUCUGCCCGGGCGGGGAAGGGGCGCGGCGGCUGCUGCGGGAAGCCGCUUCCGGCUCCGGCCGCCUGCGGGUGCUGCCGCUGGAUGUCACCCGGGAGCGGGACGUGGCCGCGGCUAAGGAGUUUGUGCUGAGCAACCUGCCGGAGACAGGUUUUUGGGGACUGGUGAACAAUGCUGGAAUAUCGACAUUCGGCGAGACAGGGUGGCUGCCUAUGGAGAAAUAUGAAAAAUUUGUGGAUGUGAAUCUCCUUGGGUGUAUAAGGACAACGUUGGCAUUUCUUCCCCUUCUAAGGAAAUACAAGGGACGUAUGGUCUUUAUGUCUAGUGUUACUGCAUACUUUACUUUGGGGAAUGGCGUUUACUCUAUGACCAAAGCAGCCAUAGAAAAAUUUUGUGAUGCCUUAAGACUGGAAAUGAAGAAGUUUGGAGUGCUGGUUUGUGUUAUUCAGCCAGGAAAUUACGCACGUUCAACUAAUGUUCAGCCACCAGUCAAUGCGGAGCAGAUCUGGAAUGAACUUAGUGAGGAGGAAAAGGCAGUGUACAGUAAAGAAUAUGUGCAAGAACGUUCGGACUUUUUCAACAACAUACUUAAGGAAGGGUGCACCACAGGCCAUGAAGUUGUAGAUGCCAUGGUGGAUGCUUUAAUGUCACCUGCUCCCAAAGCACGUUAUAUGGUUGCGAAGCUAAAGGAAAAACUGUUGGUCUUUAUAUGCACAGUUUUCCCAACUGUUGUGAUGGAUUCAAUUCUGUCCUAUGCACUGAGUAAAGUAAAACUCACAUAGCUCUGUGGAGAGAAUAUUGACCUGUUUCUGGUCUAUAAUUCAGGUUGGACAACUUUUGUAAGCAAAGGAUUUACAGUUUGGUUUAAAGGCCAUUGAAGCCAAUGGACAGACUCCCAUUGACUGGCAUGAGCUUUGGAUCAGACUCUUAUUCAGGACUGUAACUUUUGCAUACUGAAAUAUAUCUGGAGUUGAAUGUAAAAUAAUUCACUUGCUGUACUUUGGGAUACAGCAUUUCUCCACUUCUUGUAAGGAUUAACUCACACACUGCUGUAUUCCUUGCCUGUUGAAUCUAAUGCAUUUUAUUUUUCUAUUGAAUCUUUCAUAUGAAAGUACCACAAAAUGCUUCCAUGUCAGUUAUAAGUAGAGUUUACCCUACAAGAGCAUUGAUGGAUACAAUCAGGCAGGGAUGAAGAAUGCAAUAGUUUUGAGAGCCUGGAAAAGUAUUUUAUUGUUUUGUUAGAGGAAGAGCUAGGAAUGUUAGGCAGGGAGUGAGAAAUGGGCCUUGAAAUAGGUUUGAAUGGAGACAGAACGGUGCAGAGAACUAGGAAGCCUUAAAUGAAUUAUGAAAG